UUUAAAUAGGCCAGACCAAAAUGAUUUCGUUCUCAGUUUUACCUAGACCUUUUCAGCAUGAUCAAGUGGAAGUUAUUCGCCCUUGCCGUUCUUCAUUUUCAACUCUCGUGGGCCAUUAGGGCAUUCCAUGGUCACUGUCCCGAUAAUAUGACUGCUGUUGCUGAUUUGGAUAUGAAUCGCUUCAAGGGAAAGUGGUACACCCACUCAAUAUAUCCUCCCCUCUCGUUGAAAGUGGCCAAAUGCCAAUCGACGGAGUUCGUAGAGCUGCCCGGGCGUAAAUUUCUUGUUAAGAAUCGCGAACUGAGCGGCCAAACUGGUACAGUAAGAAAAAGGAAAGCCGCCAUUUUAAAAAUAGAGCCCAAAUAUGGAAGGUAUAUUUUGGACACAAAGAAUCCAGCAUUUCCUGAGGGCGUUCUGCUUUACGUACUGGAUACCGACUAUAGCAACUUUGCCAUACGCUUCAUGUGCUUCGAUUCCAGUAACAUUUUCAGUUUUCAUUGGGCUGUUAUCCAGACCCGAAAACGUUUGCCGAGUGCGGAUAUUAUCUAUAUGGCUCAGUACUAUGCACAAAAAGCAGGUCUGGUCAUAAGCGAUUUGGGUAAAGUUCCCCAGGAGUCGUGUCCUUCAGAUACUUAAAAAUGUUUAACUUUGUUAAAAAAAAGUAAAAUAUUAUAUUCUAAUUUAUUAACACCAUAUCCAAUUGAUUCAAGAUCAUAAAAGUCUCACAGUCAUGCCUUGAUUACCAUUUAUAAGUGGAUAAUAGUUUUUCAUUUUAUUCUAUGCCUCCAAUAUUAAAAGCAAAAAUA
Messenger RNA from Drosophila takahashii, 806 nucleotides. Its product is annotated as insecticyanin-A. Gene Ontology annotation, cellular component: cytoplasm. Gene Ontology annotation, biological process: lipid metabolic process; response to reactive oxygen species. Lineage: Eukaryota; Metazoa; Arthropoda; Insecta; Diptera; Drosophilidae. The record is from RefSeq and is a predicted model, not a curated record.